Messenger RNA from Asparagus officinalis (garden asparagus), 2087 nucleotides. Its product is annotated as probable inositol transporter 2. The record is from RefSeq and is a predicted model, not a curated record. Gene Ontology annotation, molecular function: myo-inositol:proton symporter activity. Gene Ontology annotation, cellular component: membrane. Gene Ontology annotation, biological process: transmembrane transport. Lineage: Eukaryota; Viridiplantae; Streptophyta; Magnoliopsida; Asparagales; Asparagaceae.
AUCCUAAGCGAUUCCUUGUCCUUCUAUUGAUAAGCUCUCUUUAUAAUUGCCUCUGCAUUCUGCGGUGAGUUUUGUAUAAGCUUAGAAAAUGGAGGGGGGACUAAUUGAAGCAGAUGCUUCUGCUUUCAAGGAGUGCUUCUCUCUUUCAUGGAGGAAUCCAUAUGUUUUGAGACUCGCUUUCACUGCUGGAAUUGGUGGAAUGCUCUUUGGUUAUGAUACAGGGGUUAUUUCUGGAGCAUUGCUUUACAUACGAGAUGAUUUCUCGGAGGUUGACAGGAAAACUUGGUUGCAGGAGAUCAUAGUGAGCAUGGCUGUCGCAGGUGCAAUCAUCGGAGCAGCCAUCGGAGGAUGGGCAAACGAUCGAUUCGGACGAAAACUAUCCAUCUUAGUCGCUGACGCCCUCUUCUUUACUGGAGCUGUCAUCAUGGCCUCGACAGUUCUCAUCAUAGGCCGUAUAUUUGUUGGCCUUGGUGUCGGUAUGGCAUCAAUGACUGCUCCUCUCUAUAUAUCAGAGGCUUCUCCUGCCAGAGUCAGAGGAGCUCUUGUUAGUACUAAUGGUUUUCUUAUCACUGGUGGCCAGUUUUUGUCUUACCUUAUAAAUCUGGCAUUCACUAAGGCCCCUGGAACAUGGAGGUGGAUGCUUGGGAUCGCUGGAAUUCCUGCACUCUUGCAGUUCAUCCUCAUGAUGUUUCUGCCAGAAUCGCCUCGUUGGCUUUACAGAAAGGGAAAAGAAGCAGAAGCAAAAUCCAUUCUGAAAAAAAUCUAUCCAGCGAACGAAGUAGAUACUGAAAUCCAAGCACUUCAAGAAUCGGUAGCCUCCGAAAUUAAAGAGAAAGGCUCAGCAGAGGAGAUCAGCUUCAUAAAGCUCUGGAAAACAAAAACAGUGAGAAGAGGAUUACUGGCAGGAGUUGGGCUUCAAAUCUUCCAGCAAUUUGUGGGCAUCAACACUGUAAUGUACUAUAGCCCUACUAUAGUUCAACUUGCUGGCUUUGCUUCGAACCAAACUGCACUCGCUCUCUCGCUCGUCACUUCUGGGCUAAAUGCAAUUGGAUCAAUUGUUAGUAUUUACUUCAUUGAUCGAACUGGGAGGAAGAAGCUUUUGAUUAUAAGUUUGACCGGUGUGGUUCUUUCUCUUGCAGUUUUAACUGCAGUUUUUCAGCAGACUACUACGCAUUCACCAGCAAUUAGUGCUGCAGAGACAGCGAAGAUUGGUUCUUUUACUUGUCCAGCGUUUCAGCCAUCGUCGAAUUGGGAUUGUAUGCAUUGCUUGAAAGCUUCGUCACCAGAAUGCGGAUUUUGUGCUUCUAGUAGCAGUAAGCUUUUCCCGGGUGCAUGUUGGAUAUCAAACUCUACAGUCAAAGACACUUGCCAUGGAGAAGGCAGGCUCUGGUACACUAGAGGAUGCCCUAGUCGAUUUGGUUGGCUUGCGUUGGUCGGUUUAGCAUUAUACAUCAUAUUCUUCUCUCCCGGGAUGGGAACUGUACCCUGGAUCGUAAACUCAGAAAUCUAUCCCUUAAGGUUCAGAGGAGUUUGUGGAGGCAUUGCUGCUACAGCCAACUGGGUCUCAAAUCUCAUUGUGGCACAAUCAUUCUUAUCGUUAACAGAAACGAUAGGGACGUCAUGGACAUUUCUCAUUUUCGGGGUGAUUUCGUUGGUUGCAUUGUUUUUCGUGAUUGUUUGUGUGCCAGAGACUAAGGGACUGCCGAUAGAGGAGGUUGAAGCGAUGCUCGAUGAGAGGAGUCUUCAUUGGAGGUUUUGGAGUAAUAAGCCAGAGCAAGCGAAGAGAUUGGAAGCUUGAUACUAAUGUUAAUGGUUAUUGAUUUUAUGAAUAAGAGCAUGAUUGAACUAUGAUAGAAGACGUUUUCAGUCUCUAUAACUGGAACUGAACCCCUGUUUGUGUUUUGUCUGCACAGCAAGUAAUUUUGAAAGAAGAUGGUGAGAGGAAAAGAAAGAAACUUCUUUCUUUUCGUCCUGUUAUCUGUCCUGAUGUUUAGAAUGAUGUGCAUGAUUUUAGAACAAUAUACGUGAUCUAAUGUGAUUUGGAUUUGGGUUCAGUAUAUUACCGUCUAUUGAUUUAUUUAUUUUUU